Molecule: messenger RNA, 861 nt
Organism: Cajanus cajan (pigeon pea)
Lineage: Eukaryota; Viridiplantae; Streptophyta; Magnoliopsida; Fabales; Fabaceae
Product: expansin-A1
Biological process (GO): plant-type cell wall organization
Cellular component (GO): extracellular region
Source: RefSeq, a predicted model, not a curated record
GGUUUGAUGUUGACUCACCUCUAUUUAUUCCUUUCCCAUUUCCCCCUCCAUUUCCACAAACAACUUCUUUCAAGGAAUUAAAAUGGCUCUUCUUGGAUUUCUUCUGGGACUUUUCUGCAUGGUGUCACAUGUCAAGGGUUAUGGGGGUUGGACCAAUGCACAUGCCACUUUCUAUGGAGGAGGUGAUGCUUCCGGGACAAUGGGUGGGGCUUGUGGUUAUGGAAAUCUAUAUAGCCAAGGCUAUGGAACUGAUACAACAGCACUGAGCACUGCACUGUUCAACAAUGGCUUGAGCUGUGGUGCAUGCUUUGAAAUCAAGUGUGUGAAUGACCCACAAUGGUGCCUUCCUGGCUCCAUCAUAGUCACUGCCACCAAUUUUUGUCCUCCUGGUGGUUGGUGUGACCCUCCCCAGCACCACUUUGAUCUCUCUCAACCUGUUUUCCAGCACAUUGCUCAAUAUAGGGCUGGGAUUGUGCCUGUAGUUUACAGAAGGGUGAGGUGCAGGAGAAAAGGUGGAAUAAGGUUCACCAUCAAUGGCCACUCUUACUUCAAUUUAGUCCUUGUGACGAAUGUUGGAGGUGCUGGUGAUGUGCAUUCCGUGUCCAUCAAAGGUUCAAGGACUAGAUGGCAAGCCAUGUCAAGAAACUGGGGGCAAAACUGGCAAAGCAACUCAUACCUGAAUGGACAGAGCCUUUCCUUUGUAGUCACUACCAGCAAUGGACACAGUGUGGUCUCAUACAAUGCUGCCCCAGCUAGUUGGUCCUUUGGACAGACCUACACUGGAAGGCAAUUCAACUACUAACCAACCCUUAAUUUAGUAUCAUUUCAAUAAUAAUGUUUAGUAAUAUUAUUGUCUCAAGA